UAGCGCGGCUGCCCCGCGGCUAUGCCUCGGACGUGCUAAUUGCACCUUUCCCCUUUCCUCCCUUCGCCAGUCUCCUCCCUCAUGCUCUGGAAACGAACGAAUCGCUGUAUUCGUCCUCCACAACUCCUCAAGUCACUCCAAUGUCGUUCUAGUAGUGCUUCUCCUUCGUUUCAAAACGAGAUUCACAAAUUACGCGUCAAGUUUCAGCAAGAAUUGUCUACUGCACGAGAGUGUCGCUUAAAAAAAAGCAAAGACACGCGUCCUUCUGCCAGAAGGAACAACACCUUUACAGAACAGAGGGCUGCUAUCGAUGCGCUUAUUCCUACUAUCCGUUAUGAGCCUAUAAAGGAACUUCCUUCCGCCGAAUUCCAAAAACAACGCAAGAAUAACGCGAAGAAAAUGCUUUUUAAGAAAAAGGCGACUCUCAUUAAAAAGAUCAGCUCGCUGUACACGUCUCCAAGUAACUUUAUCGUGUCACACGAACAGUUGGAUACGGAAAUUGAACGCGCCUUUGAUCCUACCUUUUUCCGGACCUUUGACCCACUUCCCGCGUCUUCUUCUGCAAGUUCGUCUUCGUUUAGCUACGAGUCCUUGUUUCUCGACGACUUAAACGACGCAACUCUCCAACCCAAACUCGAAAAAGUUCUGCUGCGCGACUUGCGAAAGAAAGUCUAAUACAAGGUUAGCAUGUGCUGGAACAUUUUCGCAUAAAUGUACUUUAUUUUGUUUAUGAUGUCAUGAUCUGCAUAAGUGUUGCGACUGAAUUGGCGAUUUGAGCGAGGAAGCUGGGCUUCUUGGAUGAGGAGCUGAAAUUCGUCAAGCUCUGUUCGCAUAAUGAAAGCUGCUUCGGAGGCGUGUACUAGUCUUCAGGCUGCUCGGCAACGGAGACAAGCGCCUCCUUCUCCUUUAUCAUUUUCAUUUUCGGAGAAAACUGCACUUGGACAAUGUCAGAAGUUUCAAUGGCUGUCUCAAGGUCUUCAGUAAUGCGUCCAUUAAAACCCUCCAUGAGAUCGAUUUUGUCCAGCGGAACCCGCUCUUCUUUUUUGUACAGUUUCCAAAAUAGAAAGCAGAAGAAUGCUACCGGAGCUGCCAAGUAUGCCUGGAAGAAAUCAAUCGCGUUGGUUUUCCGUCCGAUAGGAAACAAGGCAAUGUACAAUUGCGCUAUUAGGCACAGCACAGUCAUACUUACACCGUAGUACGAACCAAGCUUACCGAAUUUGCUUGUAAACAAGAGUUCGUUCAACGUAUGUCCUUGAAGUUUCCAUGCUUUUCGAAAACGCAAAUGAGCCAAACAGAUGCUUCCCCAUAUGAAAAUGGUUGAAAGACCACAUAGUGACAACAGCCAGUUGAAGACUGCACCCCCUAAACCUGCCUCAGCGACAUACGCAAUGCAGCCGAAGCACAAGACACCUAUUGUUGCAUUCCGUGGUUCUCCCUUCUUCGUCGUGCGUCGGAAAAUUUUGGGAGCAUAUCCAUUCUUGGCAAGGGCGAAUAGUGUUCGCCCGGCUGCGUACGACGCGGAGUUCGCAACCGAAAUAGUGGAUAACAGGAUAACCGCGUUCAUGAUACUUGGUAGGGCCCUUAGAUUUGCCAGUUGUAAGGCCAGUACAAAUGGCGAAAUAAGUUCUUCUGACGUGCUCUCUGAGCGCAACUCUGGAAUAUUGCCUGGCACGAUGAGCGUCAUCAUAAACAGUCCUACGACAUAAAACAAAAGGACACGCCAGAAUAUUUGCUUCACGAUUUUCGGUAUGGUUUUGUUUGGGUUUUGUGCUUCUCCGGCUGCAAGACCAACAAGUUCUGUUCCGGAAAGGGAAAAGACGGCAAUUACAAGCACCGAACAGAAUCCUUUCAGCCCGUUCCGGAAUGCCAUCGAGUUCUGCCAGUACCGUAGACCCACAGUACCCAGGUCGUUGUUAGGUAUGCCACCCACGUCAAUGAUGAUGCUAAGUAUAAUAAAGACAAAAACGGCAAGAACUUUCACAAUGCUCAAUGCAAAUUCCACUUCAGCAUACCCCUUGACGCCCACAAAAUUGAUGCCGAUAAGUAUGACAAAAAAGAUGGAAAUCCAAACAGACGCGCGAACGUGCACGUUCCAAAAGUUUAUAACCAUUGGCGCUACAGUUAGCUCCAGCGGAAUCGUUACCGAAAAUGCAAGCCAGUAUUGAAUGCCGACAGAGAAGCCCCAUGCGGGAUGGAUGAACCGGGAGAAGUACUUGUAAAAGCAACCAGGGGAUGGAUACACGACCGAAAGCUCUGCAAGAGCACUAGUGGUACAAAGAACGUACAGGCCAACAAUGAUAAAUGCAAUUACAAUACUUGCAGGACCACCGUCUGAUAAGGCGUUUCCACUGCCGACAAAAAGACCUGUUCCCACACAUCCUCCAAUGGCAAUCAUUUUCAUAUGUCGACUUUUCAGUUUCCGUUGAAGAUUGCCGGAGGCUGCUGCUGGACUUUCACUUGCUUCUCGCAGCGUCUUUCCUCCAAGUGUGUCUCCGUCAAUGCUUGGAAUACGAGCAAGUACAUCGGGUGUGGGUGCCUCUCUUACAUAAAGAACUUUUAAUGGAGUCUUGACUGGCUCGUAGGGAUCUUGGUCAUCGCUGUUUCUGAAUCCACUCAUCCUUCGAGUGCGAGAAAGGUGUUCCUGUUUGUCAAUCUACGAAGUCAACAAGUACAAUUCCUGUGGCAGGAUCUGAUUUAGGAUGAAAGAUUGAAGUCUUGUUUAGCUUGCUGGCCAACUGCUAAGAACAGAUGGGCACAAAAGGACGGUGAGUACAAAUUCUCUAACGUAAGAAGGAAGGGGACCAUGGGGGCUUUAUCAUUUUUAUAUUCCUGCUUUGAGCCGUUUUCAUUUAUCCAUAUCUCGUCACGAAUUUGUUUGACCAUGAACCUAGUGAGCCAUUAACUAGGGACGUAUGGGUUAUGAACAGGGGGUGAACGGGAUUGUUACUACGUUAAACUGUACUACAACACUAUAUUAUUCAAUGUAUGUUCUCUGAGUGUUCUACUACAUAUAACGCUUUUCUAAACCGUUUUUUUUUUUUAAACCUCUUUUAAUAUUACUUUUUUGUAGAUUAUGUGUUGCCCCAUUUACCCCCACGUUUACAAACUCA
Messenger RNA from Schizosaccharomyces japonicus yFS275, 3110 nucleotides. RefSeq lists its product as hypothetical. Bases 82 to 675 code for a protein of 197 amino acids. Gene Ontology annotation, molecular function: structural constituent of ribosome. NCBI's taxonomy places the organism in Eukaryota, Fungi, Ascomycota, Schizosaccharomycetes, Schizosaccharomycetales, Schizosaccharomycetaceae. The record is from RefSeq and is a predicted model, not a curated record. The transcript has a single exon.